Molecule: messenger RNA, 1268 nt
Organism: Melanotaenia boesemani (Boeseman's rainbowfish)
Lineage: Eukaryota; Metazoa; Chordata; Actinopteri; Atheriniformes; Melanotaeniidae
Gene: pecr
Product: peroxisomal trans-2-enoyl-CoA reductase
Exons: 8
Coding region: 39-935 (298 amino acids)
Biological process (GO): phytol metabolic process
Cellular component (GO): peroxisome
Molecular function (GO): trans-2-enoyl-CoA reductase (NADPH) activity
Source: RefSeq, a predicted model, not a curated record
UGACCGCUGCGUCACAGCAGCGGGGUCCACAGACAAGUAUGGCGGCUUCCAGUGUGUUCAGACCAGGUUUGUUUAACCAUAAAGUUGCGAUAGUGACGGGUGGAGGAACCGGGAUUGGGAAAGCUAUCUCUGCGGAGCUGCUGGAGCUUGGAUGCAAUGUGGUGAUCUCCAGCAGGAAGGCAGAAAGGUUGGAAGCUGCAGCUGAGGAGAUGAGAAAAAAAAUCCCUCCCUCCAGUCCUGCAAGUGUUACCCCUCUUCUUUGUAACAUCCGCAACGAGGACGAGGUGAAGGCUCUUGUGUCGUCAGUGCUAAAAAAGUACGGUCGGAUUGACUAUCUGGUGAAUAAUGGAGGGGGUCAGUUCAGCAGUCCAACAGAGAACAUAUCCUCCAAAGGCUGGAAGGCUGUGAUAGACACCAACCUGACUGGAACCUUCUAUUGCUGCAAGGAGGUGUAUACCGCAUGGAUGAGGGAGCAUGGAGGUGCGAUCGUCAACAUCAUCGCUGACAUGUGGAAAGGUUUCCCAGGCAUGGCCCACACAGGAGCAGCAAGGGCAGCAGUGGAUAACUUAACCAAGAGUCUGGCCAUCGAAUGGGCGACCUCAGGAGUCAGAGUCAAUGCUGUUGCUCCUGGCACAAUCUUCUCCAAAACUGCGAUGGAGAACUAUAAAGACUUUGGUCCAGUUCUUUUCAAGAGGUCCAUUCCAUUUAGCCCUGCAAAGAGACUGGGAGUGCCUGAAGAGAUCUCCUCAUCAGUGUGUUUCCUGCUCUCUCCUGCUGCCUCCUACAUCUCUGGAGCCACACUGAAGGUUGAUGCAGGACAAAGUCUGUACCACUCUGUAUGGGAGAUACCUGAUCACAAAGCUUGGCCUAAGGCUCCAGAGGGUGAGAACUUGGAUGCUCUGAAGGAAUUGCUCAACCCACAAAGCAAACUUUAAUCUACUCCUAUGUCUUGCAAACCACACAAAACACUCAGCCAGUGUGUGUCAUAGACAUACAGCUGUACAGAGAUCAUAAGUGUUUGCAGAGUCAAAACACUGCAGUUCACUGAUUAUAAGGUGCACUGUGUAUAUGUGUUGUGAUUUUUUUUCUCUUUUUAGGAAUACUGUAUACAAAAUUGUAUAUAAUUUAUGAGAACAUGGGUGUGUUUAUGAAAUGAUUUGUAAGAUGUUCAAGAAUUUUACAUGCAGUGCCUGUGUUUUAGAAAUCUAAACCCAAUGACCACAAGUUCUGUACAAAUGCAGGCAAAAAGGCAAAAAAAUCAAUAAAAU